Molecule: messenger RNA, 5333 nt
Organism: Exophiala mesophila
Lineage: Eukaryota; Fungi; Ascomycota; Eurotiomycetes; Chaetothyriales; Herpotrichiellaceae
Exons: 10
Coding region: 103-4668 (1521 amino acids)
Biological process (GO): transmembrane transport
Cellular component (GO): membrane
Molecular function (GO): ATP binding; ATP hydrolysis activity; ABC-type transporter activity
Source: RefSeq, a predicted model, not a curated record
GCUUUAUAACUCCCGCAGGCCCUUCCAAUUUAGAGUUGUGACUUCAUCGUCAACACGGCUUUGCGGACGCCGGUGGUUUGUCGACAACUAACUCAGCCCAGCAUGGCCUCAGACGACGAGAAACGCCCUACACCCAACAGGGGCGAGAGUAAUCGCAUCGACCGCCAGGUGACGCGGAGGACAUCGAGUAGUUCGGACGGACCGAGAUUUGAACCCAUUCGCACCCGGAAAACCCGAGAUAGCAUCGAUUACCAGUUCGAACAUGACGAUCAAGCUGCCACCCGAGUGGAAAUGGCCAGGCUCGCCUCGGUCUUGUCUGGCACUGGGGUGUCGAGGGCGAGCACGGCAUCGGGACUUCAGCGUGUCGACACCGUCGCUGGCAUGACAAUGGACUCUCCUGAGUUCGAUCCAAACAGUGCUUCUUUCAAUUUCUACCUUUGGCUGAGAAAGUUUAUGCAGCUUCUCGCGGAGAACGGCAGUCGAAGAACAGGCACGGGCUUCACUUUUAGAAACCUGAAUGUUUCAGGCAAAGGCGCUGCGAUCCAACUUCAAAAGAACGUCGGCUCGCUCUUCAUGCUACCAUUUCGUCUGAGAGAAAACUUUGGGCAUCCCCCGGAAAAGAAGAUCUUGCGCAACUUCAACGGCCACGUCAACAGUGGGGAGCUGUUGAUCGUCCUCGGACGACCAGGCAGCGGAUGCUCUACCUUUCUAAAAUGCAUUUGUGGAGAACUUCAGGGCCUCGAUGUCUCCAAAGACUCGAGCAUCAGCUACAGUGGGAUUCCUCAAGACAUUUUCCUCAAGGAAUUCAAAGGCGAGGCCAUCUACAACCAGGAGAAUGAAAAACACUUUCCUCAUUUGACAGUGGGAGAAACGUUGAAUUUCGCUGCUGCAUGUCGCACUCCAUCAUCACGGGCGCUUGAUAUACCUCGAGCAGACUGGGCCAAGUACAUGGCUUCCGUGAUGAUGAACAUCUUUGGACUAUCCCACACUCGCAACACCAAGGUAGGAGAUGAUUUCGUCCGUGGUGUCAGUGGUGGCGAACGAAAACGUGUCAGUAUUGCCGAAAUGGCACUUGCAGGUCCGCCCAUUGCUGCGUGGGACAACUCGACCAGAGGUCUGGACUCUCAAACGGCUCUCGAGUUUGUUCGAUCUCUGCGCCUCUCAGCCGAUAUUGGAUCGAUAACGUCUCUUAUUGCCAUCUAUCAAGCAUCACAAGCAAUCUAUGACCUUUGUGACAAAGCCAUUGUUCUUUACGAAGGUCGACAGAUCUACUUUGGCCCGACAGACGAAGCUCGGCAAUACUUCGAAGACAUGGGAUGGUAUUGCCCACCUAGGCAAACCACUGGUGACUUCUUGACCUCUGUGACAAACCCUAGGGAAAGACAGCCUCGCGAAGGGUUUGAAGACCGAGUGCCUAGAACAGCCGAAGACUUUGAACGAUACUGGUUGCAAAGUAAUCAGCACAAAUCGGCCAUAGAAGAGGCUGAGCACUCUCAAGAAGCGCAAACCGAUGGCAGCGAGGCACUGGAGAACUUCAGAGCCCAUCACAAACAGAUCCAGGCUAAACACAUGCGGCCGAAAUCUCCAUAUGUCAUUAGUAUUCUGAUGCAAGUACGGCUCUGCACCACGCGAGCCUACCAACGGUUGUGGAACGACAAAGCCUCUACCAUAGCGGUCAUUUUCAGCCAGAUAGCGCAAGCUCUCAUCAUCGGUUCGGUCUUCUACGGGACACCACUGUCAACAGGGAGUUUCUUCGCCAAGGGCUCCGUUCUUUUCUUUGCAGUCUUACUCAGCGCGUUGCAGUCGAUUGUGGAGAUCAAUACUUUGUAUGCCCAGCGACCGAUCGUGGCUAAGCACAAGUCAUUCGCAUUCUAUCAUCCAUUCACCGAGGCUGUGGCCGGAAUUGUGGCAGAUUUACCCAUCAAGUUCUGCGUGACGACAAUAUUCAACAUCAUCCUCUACUUUCUCGCAGGACUACGCAGGGAACCGUCCCAAUUCUUCAUCUUCUUCCUGUUCAACUUCAUGGCCAUGUUGACCAUGUCGGCCAUCUUCCGCACCACCGCAGCUGCAACCAAGACCAUCUCCGCCGCCUUGGCCAUCGCUGGAAUCAUGGUCCUUUGGAUCGUCAUAUAUACGGGCUUCACGCUGCAGCGGUCCUAUAUGCAUCCUUGGUUCAAAUGGUCUUCCUGGGUGAAUCCAAUCGCUUAUGCAUUCGAGUCACUACUGGUCAACGAAGUCCACGGACGCGAGUUUCCCUGCGCUCCUACCAGCCUGGUUCCUCCUUACGGAGAAGGACAAAACUUCCAGUGCGCGGUACCAGGGGCGGUCGCGGGUGAGGUCAACGUGUCUGGAGAUGCUUGGGUCCAAACAGCCUAUGGAUACUCAUACACCCAUAUUUGGCGGAACUUGGGCUUUCUCUUUGCCUUUAUGAUCUUCUUCUACGCCCUAUAUUUCUUCUUCUCCGAGAUCAACUCAGAUUCGACUUCGACUGCUGAGUUUCUGGUCUUCCGAAGAGGACACGUCCCCAAGACACUGGUGGCCUCGGAGACAAAGGACGUUGAGAAAGGAAAGGUUGAUGGGAAAGCUCCGUCGUCCAACGAUGCUAGCGAUGACCAGCAAGCUGAAAAUGUCAAGGCCCUCCCUGCACAGAAAGACAUCUUCACCUGGCGAAAUGUCACACUCGACAUCAAAAUCAAGGGAGAACCCCGCCGACUACUGGACGGCAUUUCUGGCUGGGUCAAACCAGGGACAUUGACAGCUCUGAUGGGUACUUCAGGCGCAGGAAAGACAACACUUCUUGAUGCACUGGCACAGCGGAUCAGCAUUGGAGUUUUGACGGGAGACAUGCUUGUCAACGGCAAAGCCCUUGAUGCAUCAUUCCAACGCAAGACCGGCUACGUGCAACAGCAGGAUCUGCAUCUCGAAACCACGACUGUGCGUGAAGCUCUCCGAUUCUCCGCAUAUCUUCGCCAGCCAGAGUCCGUGUCCAUUCAAGAGAAGAACGAUUUCGUUGAAGAAGUGAUCCAAAUGCUCAACAUGGAGGACUUUAGCGAAGCCAUUGUCGGCAAUCCGGGCGAAGGUCUCAACGUGGAACAGCGCAAGCUACUAACAAUCGGCGUGGAAUUGGCGGCGAAGCCAGCACUCCUGAUCUUCCUGGACGAGCCGACAUCCGGAUUAGAUUCACAGAGCUCCUGGUCAAUCGUUGCGUUCCUGCGAAAACUUGCCAACGCCGGUCAAGCGGUGCUAUGCACGAUUCACCAACCUUCAGCCAUUCUGUUCCAAGAGUUCGACCGUCUACUCUUCCUCAUGAAGGGCGGUAAAACCAUCUACUUUGGAGAGGUUGGACAGAACUCACGCACUCUCCUCGACUACUUUGAAAGAAACGGUGCUCCCCGGUGUGACGACGACGCCAAUCCAGCAGAAUACAUGCUUGACAUAUGUGGCAAGAAAUCCGAUCGCGACUGGAGUGAGGUCUGGAAGACGACGCCUGAAGCCAAAGAGGUUCAAGCCGAACUCGACCGCAUCCAUGCAGCUAAGAAGGACGAGCCGUCCAAUAGCGAGGACUCGGCUUCUCAAUUUGCCGUGUCGCUGACGACGCAAAUCCGAUACGUCACUAUCAGAGUGUUCCAGCAAUACUGGAGAACCCCCGACUAUAUUUCCGGAAAGUUCUUGCUGGGCAUCAUGGCCGCUCUGUUCGUUGGGUUUUCAUUCUUCUUACAAAACUCAAGCUCCACCGGUUUACAGAAUACUUUGUUUGCGAUUUUCAUGCUUCUCACGAUCUUCUCCACACUGGUGCAACAAAUCAUGCCACGGUUCGUGAUCCAACGAUCUCUGUACGAAGUUCGAGAACGACCAUCCAAGGCAUACUCAUGGGUUGCAUUCCUGAUCGCCAACAUCACCGUGGAGCUACCGUAUCAACUAGUGCUGGCCGUACUCAUGUGGUUGUCGUGGUAUUGGGCCGUAUUUGGCAAGAACCAGAGCACCGAGACCCAAGGCUUGAUGUUGCUGUUUGUGCUGCAAUUCAUGCUCUUCACUAGCACCUUUGCACACAUGAUCAUCGCCGCCAUGCCUGACGCUGAGACUGCCGGCAAUAUCGCCACUUUGCUCUUCAGCAUGAUGUUGACUUUCAACGGCGUGCUUCAAUCUCCCACCGCCUUGCCAGGGUUCUGGAUCUUCAUGUAUCGUGUAUCGCCCAUGUCGUACCUAGUGGCUGGUUGGGCUGGGACAGGCCUGGCAGGACGACUAGUCCACUGUGCCGAGAAUGAACUAGCCAUCUUUGAUCCUCCGUCUGGCUCGGACUGCCAGACCUACCUGGCGCCUUACUUUCAAGGAGGCGCACCGGGCCAGCUACUAAACCCAGACGCAACUUCAUCGUGCCAAUACUGUCCUCUGACGUCGGCCGACCAAUUCCUAGCCGUCAGCAAUAUCUACCCCGAUCAACGGUGGAGAAACUUUGGCAUUGGGUUUGCUUACAUCGGGUUCAACAUAUUCGCUGCCAUAUCACUUUACUACGUGUUCCGCGUCCGGAGAUUCAGCAUCAGCAGCCUCGCCAAAGGUCCAGCACGUAUUGCAGAUAUGGUCCUCAAUCAGGGCUUUAGAAGGUUGUUCGCGCGGCACGCCGAGCCCACACCCGCAGGGAAGGAGGCUCGCAACAACAAGGCAUUUUAGAGACAUGUUGUAGUCCAAAGGACAGAAAAGAGAACUCGAACUCCAAGUCUUCCAUUAUAGUUCCUCAACAUAUGCUAAUAUAACUCACUACUAUGCUUCACGAUGCUUUAGCCUCUCCCUCCCCUUCGCCCUCUGACGCCCUUUCCAGAGCCGCAAUGUCAAGCUUCUUCAUCCCCAUCAUCGCCACCAUGGCGCGGUCCGACUUCACACGGUCUGUUUGGCCUAGCAGUUCCGUCAUGCGAGUCGGAACCACCUGCCAGGAGACUCCAAACUUAUCCGCCAGCCAACCACAUUGCUGCUUUGCCAUGUCGCCGCCGUCGCCGAGUUUGUCCCAGUAAUAGUCGACUUCGUCUUGAUUCGCGCACAUGACUUGGAAUGAGACAGCCUCGUUGAAUUUGAACUCUGGGCCGCCGUUGAGCCCGAUGAACGGGUGGCCGUAGAGAGAAAACUCGACCACGAGCACAGAGCCGGGUCUCUGUUUGUGUGUCUCUUGUCCAGCUUCGGUGUAACGCUGAAUGUGGGUGAUUUGCGAGUUCUUGAAGAUGGAGACGUAGUAAUUGGCCGCUUCUUCAGCUUGGCCAUCGUACCAGAGACAUGUGACGAUUUUGUUGAGAGACAUUGUUCUAAACCCAACUUAUUUGGUGUCUUCUUGUGAUACGCCUCAA